Molecule: messenger RNA, 1064 nt
Organism: Drosophila busckii
Lineage: Eukaryota; Metazoa; Arthropoda; Insecta; Diptera; Drosophilidae
Exons: 2
Coding region: 31-969 (312 amino acids)
Source: RefSeq, a predicted model, not a curated record
CAUUGUAAACAAUUUAGUGCAUGUCCAGACAUGUCGAAGCGCGUUAGCAUCUAUGUGCCGGCUGAAAUCAAGCAAACAUUCGCAAUGGUGCAGGCGGACUCGCCGCGUCCCACUGCGGAUGAGAGCACAGCGCCGACGACAGAUGCAGCUGAGGCUGAGGAGGCUAGCGCUUUGGUAAAGGCCUCCAAGACGGGUGAGGGUGAGGUUGAAACCUAUUCGGAGGAAUGCAAGCGCUUUGAUGCCAAGUGUCCUUGCUGCCACUGCGUGGCCAUGCGUGACGCUUUGAAGCGUGUGGCGUUUCUUAAGACGGACGAGGGGCAACGUCGGCUGCAGAUGAAGCAGCACUUCAAGAGCUUCAUCUUGGACAUGAAUGCCAUGACGCAUGUGCGCAAGCAGAUUGAGUGCAAGCUGCUGGGCAAGCAGAAGCCCGACUCGCAUACAUCCUUUCCGGUGAGCAUUACGAGCGUGGAGCGCAUCGAUGGCAACUGCAUGUGCCUCAACUGGUUCGUGCACGACGAGACCGAUGUGGCGCACUACGAGAUCUAUGUGGACAAGCGGCUGCGCAAGCGCGUCUUUAAUCCCAAGCAAACCAGCACAGUGGUGCUCGAUGUCAACAUGAAGCAGCAGCACAGAAUCUGCUUGAAGGCAGUGCCUAUCAAGGGUCUGGGCCGUCAUGGUGAUCCCAUUGACAAGAUAAUUGCCGAGGUCUGCAGCCGACGCAUGAACAACACACUCAAGGGCGAAGUCUUCUGCCACUGCGUCAAGAAGUUGGACAAGGUCAAGCAGCGCUACAAGAGCCGCAACAAGUGCGAUGCAGUCGACUUCUGGAAAGUUAGCACCUACAUCUAUAUACCCGCCUGCGAGUGUCAGGAGGAGUGUGACUGCGACUGCCUGCCGCCCACAGAACCAGCGCCCAGUGGCUGCUGCUCCCAGAGUCCGCCCCCAGCUGCAGGCAACGGCUGUGCUUAGUUUUAUUUUUAUGAGUUGAAACGAAAUUUAAAAUGCAUCUAAGCAAUUUCGAGUUCUUUAGACAAUAUUUAAUAAUACAAAGGUCUAGCUAAUGA